AUGCUGGGCUGGCUGCCCCGUUGGUUCCGCAGCGACCCCUACUACACCAGCUACGAGCGCUCCUUCGAGCGCCUGGAGAAGGAGCAGAGCCGCGUGGAGGUGCGUGGGGCGGUGCGUGAGGAGUUCUUGGGCUUGGAGUGCCUGGGCUGGCGUGCUGCGUCGAGGGUGGGGGAUGGUGUGGACUUUGCGAUUGGCGGGUUGUCCCUUGAUCCACCAUGGUCGCUGCGGGAGCACGAUUGGUGGGCGAUACGGAUAGCCUGCGGAAGGAUAAAGGCACGAAGAGCGAGGAGGGGUCAGACGCGCAGGACAUUCUCUUCGAAUUUGUUCUACUUGGCGGCAGUACUGACUGCGGCUGCGGGGGCCUACGCGUCGUGGGUUCACCAAUUGCCAGAGGGGACGUACACCGCUGUCGAGAGUGCAGUGCGCACCUCAGCAGUGUUUGUCAUCCCAUGCCUCGCUGCAAUUUGGUACUCCUUGGUCACUGGGUACCUGAUGUGGAGAGAGGGCAGGGAUAUUCGGAAACUGGAACACCUGAAUAAGGCUCGCAUGCACAUGCUGAAAGACUUGAAGGACAGAGCAAACUUUGAGAAAAUAAGUGCACUUGUGCAAAAAUACGACCCUGAGGAACGGAACAAGUCAAUGGCGGGCCAAACAUCCAGAUCUCAAAAUGCUGAAACUCGUCCAGGUCACAGGAGGAGGUCCUCACAUUCCAACAAAUCUGUGCCCGUCGCUCAACCUCCCCAAAGUGGAGGAAAUGCCAGCCUGGCGUAUUCUGCAGGGAAAAUGUUAUUCCCAGUUUUAGAUCACCUGGCGACGUCCAUCAUGGGGGACAGCCCUGAAUUGCUAAAUGAACUAAGGGAGCUGCGAGAAUCAGUGACACAAAUGCAGGAUACCAUAGCACACCUCACGUCGGAGAAUUUCCAGCUUAGGGGCGAGCUCGCGAGGGUGCAGCAGGGCUCCUCUUUAGAGGGCUCCAGCGGAGGCCCUGCUCCAGAUCCUGAGGGGCGCCCUGAGGAAUUUGAGCCGGCGGGAUCAAUAAGCAGCGGAGACGAUGGGGAGGAGGCUCGGGAUGAGCCGGAUGGGUCACCCAGCGAUGCCUGCCCCACCAGCCCUGCGCAAAAUGACGCAAAUGGCGGCAUUGUGGGUCCUGCCACCCCAGAUUAG
Ostreobium quekettii is the source of this 1164-nucleotide messenger RNA. NCBI's taxonomy places the organism in Eukaryota, Viridiplantae, Chlorophyta, Ulvophyceae, Bryopsidales, Ostreobiaceae. The record is from the annotation of a GenBank genome assembly.